UGUGUGAUAUUAUCAUUUAAAAGGACAUUAAUCAUCUGAUUUAAUGACAAACUCAUUAACAUGUCCUGCUGCAUCAGUAACCUUUAAGACCAUGUGUUCUGAUCCAGAAGCCUGAUCUAGACCCUGAUUCAGAAGGAUCAGCAAAAAACCUUCAGACAGCCUCUUCCUGUGAUGUCACUAAAUGUAACCAGGUGGUUUUCAAACACCUGCACAGCUGCUGCUGAUUUGAUGUGGAACCAGGAACCUGUUUGUGUGUGUGUGUGUGUGUGUGUGUGUGUUUGUGUGUUCUUGUACUAUUCAGAUUAUCUGUCUACGUGUGUGAGUGGAGGCUGAGAGGAACUUGGUGUGGACCUGAACUUUAUGGAAUUCAUGGAUUAGAGGGAUUUAAGUGUCACAGUAUAACAAACUGUCUGCUGAUCUCCUUUUGGUGAACCCGGUCUUGUCUUGUGUGAGCUGGAUCCUGUGGGGCUCCGUGUCAUGGUUGAAGAGGACUGGAACCUGACCUGGUACACCUCCAAACCAGACCUGACCCAGUGUUUCCAGCACACUGUCCUGGUGUGGUUCCCCUGUGUUUACCUGUGGACCUGUUCUCCGUUUUACCUGCUGUACCUGCUGCUCCGCUCCCACCGAGGUGUUAUUCCACUGUCCAAGCUGUGCUGCAGCAAGACGCUCCUCGGUCUCAGUCUGGCCUCCAUUGGCCUUCUUGAGAUGUUUUACUUUGUGGUGAAGGAAAACGACGAGACACACAAGCACCUUCUGAUGCUGCUGGGUCCGAUGGUUCGGAGCCUCACGCUGGUUCUGGCUGUUGUUAUAAUUCAGGUGGAAAGAAUAAAGGGUCUUCGAUCAUCCGUCCUCCUCUUCCUCUUCUGGACUCUUCUUGUUCUUUGCUCCAUUGUUCCUUUGAAGGUCAACAUCAAGCAGAUUAUUGAUCAGGGUUUUUCUUCAGACGCCAUUCGAUAUGUAGUGUUCUUCCUCUGUUUCUCUCUGCAACUCGCUGAACUCGUCCUCUGCUGCUUCUCAGACCGCAGAACACUGUCUGACAACGCUGCCCAGAAGAGAUGUCCCGAAGAAGACGCCUCCUUUCUGUCAAAGUUCCUCUUCUUCUGGUUCAGCAGUUUGAUGGUUAAGGGUUACAAAAGCCCCCUGCAGGCUUCAGACCUGUGGUCUCUGCGGGACCAGGACUCCUCGAACCAGAUCAUGACGGACUUGGAGAAUUUCUGGACUCAGAAGUGUAAACAGUUGCAAAAAGAGUCGCCCGGUUCUGAUUCAUCCCAGUCCUGGUCCUGGUCUCGGUCAGACAGUCUUUCAGGACCAACGGAGAAGACUCAACUGUUGAAGAAGGACCGCAAGGGGCGGGACUACAGUAUCUACCUCUUGCACGCUCUGGGGUGGAGCUUUGGCCUUUACUUCCUGUUUGGGAUCCUGUGUCUCCUCCUCCAUGACGCCUUCAUGUUCGCCGUGCCACAGGUGCUCAGUGCUCUCCUGGUCUUCAUGCGGGACGAGGACGCACCGGUGUGGAAAGGUUUCCUGUACGCCGUGCUGCUCUUCCUCUUGUCGUGUUUGCAGUCUGUUCUUAAUCAUCAGUACAUGUUUCACUGUUUCACGGUGGGCAUGAGACUGAAGACGGCGCUGAUGGGACUUAUCUACAGGAAGACUCUCCUGAUGAGCAGCGCGGCACGGAGACACUUCACGCUGGGGGAAAUCGUCAAUCUGGUUUCGGCCGACACUCAGAAGCUGAUGGACUUUGUGGUGUAUUGUAACAGCGUGUGGAUCGCUCCCAUCGAGAUCGCACUCUGCUUCUACUUCCUGUGGCAGCUCCUCGGCCCAGCGGCUCUUGCUGGGAUCACUGCCGUCGCCCUGACCUUCCCUCUCAACGCUGUUCUGGCUAAGAUGAGAGGCAAACUACAGGAGGUUCAGUUGAAGUUCAUGGACGGUCGCAUCAAACUGAUGAAUGAGAUCUUGGGCGGUGUGAAGAUCCUGAAGUUUUACGCCUGGGAGGAAGCGUUCCUGCGGAGAGUCGGCGUCCUGAGAGACGGAGAACUCGGAGCUCUGAAGAAAUCCCAGAUCCUUUAUUCGGUCUCUCUGGCUUCGUUUAACUCCUCCUCCUUCCUGAUCGCCCUGUCGGUGUUUGGCGUCUACGUGUUGUUUGAUCAACGAAACGUCCUGGACGCUCAGAAAAUCUUUGUGUCUGUCGCUCUCAUCAACAUCCUGAAAAGUCCUCUGAGUCAACUUCCUUUCGCCAUGAACACGACAAUGCAGGCCAUCAUCUCCCUCAGACGUCUGACUAACUUCUUGUGUCAAGAUGAACUGCGGCCCGACAACGUGGAGAAACUUCCUCACAGCGCAGGAGGAAACGCCAUCGUGAUCGAGGGCGGGGUCUUCUCCUGGUCACAUGACGACUCUCCGUGUCUGCAGAGCAUCAACGUGAAGGUGAAGACGGGUUCACUGGUCGCUGUGGUCGGACACGUCGGCUCAGGGAAGUCGUCCCUGCUGUCGGCCAUGUUGGGAGAGAUGGAGAGGAGGUGUGGCUUCGUCUCUGUCAAGGGUUCUGUGGGCUACGCCCCCCAGCAGGCCUGGGUCCAGAACGCCUCUGUGAAGGACAACAUUGUAUUUGGUGGUGAGAGGAAGGAGAGCUGGUACCAUCGUGUUCUGGAGGCCUGUGCUCUCCUGCCGGACCUGGACCUGCUGCCUGCCGGGGACGCCACAGAGAUCGGUGAGAAGGGCUUGAACCUGUCUGGAGGUCAGAAGCAGAGGGUCAGUCUGGCCCGGGCCGUCUACAGGAAGUCCGAUGUUUACUUGUUGGACGACCCGCUGUCGGCUGUCGACGCACACGUGGGACAACACAUUUUCGAUCGAAUCAUCGGACCCAGAGGACUCCUCAAAGACAAGACGCGAGUGCUGGUGACUCACGGACUCAGUUUCCUGCCUAAAGCCGACAUGGUCGUCGUGAUGGAGGACGGUCUCAUCUCUGAGAUCGGCUCCUACGCCGAGCUGAUGGACAGGAAAGGAGCCUUUGCCAAACUGAUCCAAAGCUUUAGGGGAAACGGGCGCAGAGAAAACCCCGCCCUCCAGGACAAGAGCAGCAGAAAGGCCGUGUCUCGUCUCAGUUUCACAGAUUGUGAUCUCUCUCAGGAGCAGCUGAUCAGCUGUGACAUGGGCAGUGCCAGUGUCCAGCAGAUGAACGACGUCGACCAGGAUCUGGACGUCGAUGACGUCGGUAAACUGACUGAAGCUGACAAAGCGCACACGGGGAGGGUGAAGCUGCAGAUGUACAGGGAGUACUUCAAGACCAUUGGCUUGACCUUCAUCAUGACCAUCAUCUUCCUCUGCGCCUUCCAGCAGGCCGCGUCACUGGCCUACAACUACUGGCUGAGCCUCUGGGCUGACGAAACGCCCGUUAACGGCACGCAGAGCAACCACGGGCUGAAACUGAGCGUGUUCGCGGCGCUGGGGUUCACUCAGGCGAUGGCCAUGUUCGGCACGACGCUCGCCAUCGCUCUGGGCGGGAUCGUGGCUUCGCGUCACCUCCACGCCGAUCUUCUCCACAGCGUCCUUCACUCGCCCAUGUCCUUCUUCGAGGUCACGCCGAGCGGAAACCUGCUGAACCGCUUCUCCAAAGAGAUUGACGCAAUUGACUGCAUGAUUCCCGACGGGCUGAAGAUGAUGCUGGGCUACCUGUUCAAGCUGCUGGAAGUCUGCAUUAUUGUGUUGUUGGCCACGCCCCUCACAGGACUGGUGCUCCUCCCGCUUGCCUGCGUGUACGUCUUCAUCCAGAGUUUCUAUGUGGCGACAUCGUGUCAGCUGCGGCGCCUGGAGGCGGUGAGCCGCUCGCCCAUUUACAGCCACUUCAGUGAGACGGUGCAGGGCGCCGUUGUUAUCCGGGCCUUUGGCGAACAGCAGCGCUUUGUCCUGGAGUCCCACCUCCGCAUCGACAACAACCAGGAAGCGUACUUUCCUCGCUUUGUCGCCACAAGGUGGCUCGCGGUGAAUCUGGAGUUUUUGGGGAAUCUGCUGGUUUUGGCCGCAGCCAUAUUUUCCGUGCUCGGCCGUGCAGAACUCAGUCCCGGCAUCGUGGGUUUGGCCGUCUCGCAAUCUCUCCAGGUCACUGGAAUCCUGAGCUGGAUUGUUCGCUCCUGGACUGACGUGGAAAACAACAUUGUCUCCGUGGAGCGUGUGAAAGAGUACGACAACACGCCGAAAGAGGCAGCAUGGACCCUCCAGGGCAGUUUUCUGCCAGAGUCCUGGCCGACCACGGGUACCAUCCAGUUUGAGGAUUAUGGGUUGCAGUACCGUAAAGGACUUGACUGGGCCUUGAAGGACAUUUCCAUCAACAUCCAGAGCAGAGAGAAGGUGGGCCUCGUUGGGAGAACGGGAGCUGGGAAGUCGUCCCUCGCAUUGGGAAUCUUCAGGAUUCUGGAAGCGGCAAACGGACGGAUCUUUAUCGAUGGCGUCAACAUCGCCGAUAUCGGCCUCCAUGACCUCCGAUCCAGAAUCACCAUCAUCCCCCAGGACCCUGUGGUGUUCUCUGGUUCCCUGAGAAUGAAUCUGGAUCCCUUCGACACCUGCUCAGACGAGGAGCUGUGGACGGCCCUGGAACUCGCUCACCUCAGCAGCUUUGUGUCGGAGCUGCCGCAGAGACUGAACUACCAGUGUUGUGAAGGAGGAGAGAACCUCAGUCUCGGUCAGCGGCAGCUGCUGUGUUUGGCUCGGGCUCUGCUGAGGAAGACCAGGAUCCUGGUCCUGGAUGAAGCCACGGCUGCUGUGGACCUGAAGACUGACCAGCUGAUCCAGUCCACCAUCCGCAAUCAGUUUGAUGACUGCACAGUCCUCACCAUCGCUCACCGCCUCAACACCAUCAUGGACUACACGAGGGUCAUUGUGAUGGACCGAGGCACCAUCGCAGAGAUGGACUCCCCUCCUGAGCUCAUCACUCUUCAGGGUCACUUCUACCAGAUGUGUGUUGAGGCUGGCCUCAUCUGAGAUCAGCUUCUUUUUGUUGUUGUUGUUUUUUUAAAAAGAAUGGUUGCUCAGGACUGUACCAUCUUCAACUUGUUAUUAUUUGUGCAUCUGUGUAAGAACAAGUAAAAUCCAGACAGGGAACUGCAA
Molecule: messenger RNA, 5106 nt
Organism: Solea solea (common sole)
Lineage: Eukaryota; Metazoa; Chordata; Actinopteri; Pleuronectiformes; Soleidae
Product: multidrug resistance-associated protein 1-like
Exons: 30
Coding region: 478-4980 (1500 amino acids)
Biological process (GO): transmembrane transport
Cellular component (GO): membrane
Molecular function (GO): ATP hydrolysis activity; ATP binding; ABC-type transporter activity
Source: RefSeq, a predicted model, not a curated record